AUGGAAUCGCCGCUCUCGCCCGCCACCGAGGCCAGCCUUAACAGAGCCACGCCUCCGAGCAAAAGAAAAUACGACCAGUACGAGGCCCGGGCCUCUGCCGCUUGCACGAGCGCAGCCGCAGCCGCAGCCGCAGCCCGCGAGGCUGCUCCGCUGGGCUGCUCGCCGCGCGUGGCGGCCGCCGACAUGGACCAGGAGAAUGCGGCCUUGCCGCCCAAGCAGCCCCGGCACGGUCGCGUGCUGUCCGGGACCGAGCUGUCGCCGCUGAAGAUGCUGGCGGAGCAGAGGGGCGGCGGCGACGGCCUGCCGCCUCGGCAGAGAAGCCCGAGGAAGCUGUCGCCGUCGUCCCGGUUCCCCGUCAAGAUCAACCCUCACGAGGGCGAGGGCGAGGGCGAGGGCGAGGACGAGGACGAGGACGAGGUCAAGUGCGGCGACGACGCGCGGCGAGCGAGCAAGGAGCGCAAGAGGCCUCUGGACGGCUUGGAAAGAGCCGUGGAGGUUUUCAACGACGAGCAAAGUGAUUUGCUCCAUUUCCAAGGGCCUGCUGCAGAAACAGCGGCGGCGGAUGCCGAUGCAGAGCAGAGCCCCGACGCCGACGCCGACGCCGACGCCGACGAGACGGCCGGCCCGGACGAUACCGCCGUCAGCACUUUUAGCACCUUCUCGGUGGUGCCAAACAUGACGGUUUUUGCGACGCUGGGCCAGGGCGCGACCAAGCACUCGGCCUUUGACGGGCUCACGCCCCGGAUCAAGCAGCAUCAGCAGCAGCAGCGGCCGCCGUCGUCGUCUGGCAGCACCGGAAGCAACACCACCAACCUGCUCAUGGACUUUACCGACCAGCUGCGCUUCCCUCCGCCAAAGUCGCCCGGCAAGCGUGGCGGCCUGUCCCCGUCACGGACCAUGCCAGCCGUCUCGGCCACGCCCAGCCGGCGACAGCUCACCGCCAGCCUCAUCGACUUCGACAUCCCGCCGAUGCCGACUCCCCGGAGCCUGCCCUCCAUCACGCCGCGCGAGCUGGAGUCCCUCAAGUCCGGCUUCCUGUCGGAAAUCAGCUCCCUCAAGGCGUCGCUGAGCGGCAAGGAAGCCGAGGUGCACUCGCUCAAAAGCGCGGUCGGCGACGCCGAGAAGCGGGUCGGCGAGUCUAUGGAGCAGCUGCGCGAGGAGCGGGCCUUGAACGAGCGGCUGUCUGCGGAAAAGGGGGACUGGGAGAAGCGUGGGCGGGACAUGGACAAGGUGCUCCGCAAGAUCAAGGAUGAGGUCGCGACGUGCCGGCAGGACCGGGAGGAGCUGGAGCGCAAGCUGGAGGAGAGCGAGAAGCGCAGAGAGGCCGCCGAGAUGAUGCACCAGGAGGCCGAGAGCAAGAUGGCCGGCAUGCGAGCCGGCAAGGGCUGCGAAAGGGGGGUCAAGGACGGCCCGGCGACGGCGGCAUCAGCGGCGGCGGCGGCGUCAAGCCGCGACGUGGAGAUGGCCGUCGAGCGGGUGGCCCGGGAGCUCCACGCUCUGUACAAGGGCAAGCACGAAACAAAGGUGGCCGCGCUGAAGAAGUCGUACGAGGCUCGCUGGGAGAAGCGCGUCAAGGAGCUCGAGGCGCGCAUCGAACAGGUGGGCAGCGAGAACGAUGCGCUGCGCAGCCGUCGGGACGCGAGCACGCCAACGAGGCCCGAAGAUGGCGGCGCCACGGAAGCAGCAGCGGCAGCGGCGGCGGCAGCGGCAGCAGCGGAGGAGCGAACAGCGCAGGCGGCCAAGGACGGAGCGACCAUCAAGGAGCUCAGCGCGGACGUACAGCGUCUCGAGGCGAUUGUCUCGACGGUGAAGCGGGACAACAAGGAGCUGAGGACCAUGCUGGAGAAGGAGAGGGUCGAGAAGGGCGAGCUGGUGCAGCUGGCCGAGGAGAUGAUGAGCAUGCAGAGCAUGCAGAGCAUGGCGGCGGCGGCGGGCGGCGCUCCGCAUCACGGGCGGGCCGAGCAGGCUGCCGCGGCGGCGUGGGGCCCGGCGCAGCCUCCGGAGCGGCAGGACCACCAGCGCGCGGGGGUGAAGACGCCGAGAGCAGCGGCAGACGGCGCGCGCAUCCCGGGUGCCGGCAGGGGGGGGGUAGGAGCAGCGGCAGGGGCGGGAAUGUCGGGGCUGCGGGGGCCGGGGUCGGCGAUCCGCGCGCCGGGGCACGUGAGACGGGGGAGCGGGGGGCUGCCGCGGCCGGGGGCCAGGAGCGGCAUCAUGAGUUCGAUUGAGAAGAUGGGCAACUAUCGGGGGCGAGGGCAGGAAUAA
Messenger RNA from Ustilaginoidea virens, 2262 nucleotides. RefSeq lists its product as uncharacterized. The transcript has a single exon. Gene Ontology annotation, biological process: mitotic spindle organization; cell population proliferation. Gene Ontology annotation, cellular component: cytoplasm. Lineage: Eukaryota; Fungi; Ascomycota; Sordariomycetes; Hypocreales; Clavicipitaceae. The record is from RefSeq and is a predicted model, not a curated record. The coding region runs from base 1 to 2262 and encodes 753 amino acids.